Messenger RNA from Sipha flava (yellow sugarcane aphid), 1879 nucleotides. Its product is annotated as probable inactive serine/threonine-protein kinase scy2. The transcript has 3 exons. The coding region runs from base 338 to 1879 and encodes 513 amino acids. The record is from RefSeq and is a predicted model, not a curated record. NCBI's taxonomy places the organism in Eukaryota, Metazoa, Arthropoda, Insecta, Hemiptera, Aphididae.
GAACUGGUCGCCGCCGACUACUGAUAUCUCACGGCGAACGGUUAACACGACAAAAACAAUGUGCACGCAUGGAAAUUGUUUCCGUUUUUAAUAAUAUCGUAACAAAUACGCGUUACCAUCGUCUGGUCAGCAUACGGAUACGGUUCGAAUUUUGGUGUCUAACAAGAUGAGAUGCAGUGGAUCAAUAAGCGGAUCGAGUGUCAUUUCUAGUUGUACCCCGGCAGCUACCAGUUUUCGGCGGUCAGACUCCACCCCAUUGAUCAAGGGACCGAUGUGGCACUUGUCGCGUCCGUUUUGCUAGAUAAUAUCAUCAAUAUUUUAAAUUCGUUCGCCAUUGAUGAAAUUCAAAAUGCCAAAUGCAAACAAUUUGUUAAAUAUGUUGUACCAAGAAAGCGAGAAUUAUUUGGAAAAUCCGAUUUCAUACACUUGCAAACCGUCCGACUUACCUGUACGAUCACAUAAUCCACCACCCCUAACAGAACAACAUAAUUCGCAAUCACUAUUGCCAACUCAACUCAAACCCACAACACCAAUUGAGAAAAAACAGUUGUCUGUUGUUGAAUCGUCACCAGAGACCUCGGACAAAUUAUUAAAAAAGCCGCCACAUUUUACUGCAACGCUACAGACUCCACCCCCUAUCACAGAAAAACAUAAUUCGAAAUCGCUAUUGCCAUCUCAAAUCAAACCUACAACAUCCAAGUAUCAACAAGCCUCCACACAGAAAAGACCAUUUUCUGUUGUUGAAUUGUCACCAGAGACCUGGGACAAAUCAUUGAAGAAGCCUCCACAUUUUACUACAACGUUACAGAGUACAUCCCCUAUCACAGAACAACAUAAUUCGAAAUCACUAUUACCAGCUCAAAUCAAACAUUCAAGAUCCAAGAAUCAACAAGCCUCCAUUCAAAAAAAACUAUUGUCAUCUGUUAAGUUUUUGCCAGAGCCACCGAAAAAAUUAAAUUAUCAGACUUUUACCACUGUUGCCAAUAAUUCCAGUCUAUACAACAAUUAUGUUAAACAAGAAAGUAGUAACAGUAAUUGCGCUAAAACUGCUUCUACUGGUUACAAUUUUAAUCAAUCGCAUCAAAUUAAAUCACUAACAAUGAGUCAACCGGUUUUUACGUCUGCUACCGCAACAUUUGGACGAUCACUGCAACAUCAUAACAAGUAUCAAGCAUUGCGACAAACUCCAACCCCCCUCAUAAAACUUUACAAUGCGCAAUCGCCAUUGCCAACUCAACCCAAACCCACAACAUUAAAAUAUCAACAAGUCUCCAAUCAAAAAACUCCAUUUUCUGCUGUUGAAUUGUUACCAGCGACUUCAAAAGAAAUAUUGAGUCAGCCGUCUCAUGUCUUUGCUACAGAUGAUCAGAGUUCAUAUCAUAAUUUUACACAUAAUAAAUACUAUAACGUUGAAUAUGACAACCGUUAUGAUACAAAUCAAAAUAAUUAUUUUAUAACAGGUAGCGAUUUAAAUCUCAAUUGGUCAUUAAAUGUAAACAGCUUAGAAAAUGGAGAAAGUGGUAAAUACAAUAGACUAUUGGAGUAUGGGGACGAGAGUUAUGGCAUGUAUUCCGGUGGUAACAACAAUAAUUUCCAUUUGUUUGAUGACCCAGAACCACAAUCAACCUUCGCCAAAAACUUUGAAACAUUGAAUUCUUAUACCAACGAUAUACAUGAACAUGUUUCUAUUGAAAAUAAAAGAAUGAUGGCGCCGUACCGGAAUCUUCUCACCGCCGUUCCAGUUGGAAGUCUCGGGCCGGACAAUGGAAUUAUGGCUAGCAGCCCUCUCCCGGUGACCAUACACCUCCAUAAUCCUUACACCCUACACAGAUGCGGGUUUAACAAUGCAAAACAACCUCCUUUCUGUACACAAAUAUAA